AUGAGUACCUUUACUCCAGAACUAUGGGAGCCUCAGCUUCUCAACAACCAUUGCCGAGCUCCUCAGCGUCGGGCUGAUUCAAGACGACCAUCGGCAUCAACAUCAAAUGCAAAUGGUGGAAAUACUAGUCCAACAAAUCCAACCAACCCUACUAAUACUACCAAUGUCAACAACAGUAGCCACCAAUCGUCUCGCUCCUCUUCCCCUGGUCCCGAACGUAAACCGUCAAAGAAGACUGCCUUGGGAAAAAACAAUGAAUUUGCAUACUCAAUGUCAAACAUGUUUUCCGAUCCAAAGUCCGUCGAUGAAAUGGACUUGGACGAUGAACAAAUAGGCUCCUUACUUGCUAAGCAGGGCUUCAAAUGGACCAUCCUCCAUCUAGCUGAUGACGACGUCGAAAAGACUCAACCAAUGGGACCACUCAAAGUCCACUCUGGUCGAUUCUUUGCUCAAGACUCAGACGAAUCAGAAGACGAAGACCAUAAAGGCUCUGAUGAACACGACAAGGAAGAAGCACCUCGUAGAUCCACAUCAACAAAGAAACCGAGCCCUCUAGUUCCAAAACCCGAAUCCAUCAAUACUUCGUCGUCAAUCCCAGUAGUAGAUGAAGAACCCUACAAGGAAGUACGACGAGCGUCAUCCAGUCAUAGUUUAUUUAGAGACUUUUUCCUACGUCACAAGGAAUCAAAGCCUGAUCUCGCAAACAACAACAAGGAUGGCAGUGUCUCAAACAACGCCGAUAAGACUAGUAGUGCCAAUAGUAGCAUGUACGGAUCAUUAGGUCGAACCAGCAAAACCUCGAAAUCCACAGACCCAUUAAUAGAACGAGCCACCACUCCACUCAGUACUUCUCCGAUCACAAACGGCAGCACGGGUGCUGUAGUUUCACCAUCUGGAGUCACCAUGGAACGUAAACUAUCUUCAAAGGGUAGUUUACAAGAUGAAUAUGGUGAAAAGAGACACCAAUUGGGUCGUGGUGCCAACGCUGUCGUACGGUUGUGUUGUCCUGCCAAUGGAGAGCCUGGUGAACGAUAUGCUAUCAAAGAGUUUAGGAAGAGGAGAAGAGAUGAGACGCCUAAGGAGUAUUUGAAGAAGGUGGUCUCUGAAUUCUGUAUCAGUUCCACUCUCAAGCAUGAGAACAUCAUCAAGACCGUCGAUCUCAUUCAAGAUGAGGGCAAGAACUGGUGCGAAGUCAUGGAAUACAUGGAGGGUGGUGAUUUGUAUGCUCGUAUCCACGCUGGUCUUGUAACAGACCAUGCAGAAAUCAACUGUUACUUCAAGCAAAUUGUUAAUGGAGUGAGGUAUCUCCAUUCAGAGAUGGGUGUUGCCCAUCGAGAUCUCAAACCAGAAAACAUCUUGUUGGACAAGUAUUAUCGAAUAAUCAAGAUUACCGACUUUGGUGUCUCGGAUGUGUUUAGAGCACCAAUGGAGAAGAAGAUUAGGAAGAUGAAGGGUGUUUGUGGUUCCUCUCCUUACAUUGCUCCAGAGGAAUUUGGAGAUGGUCCAGAUAGUGAGAGUGUUGAAUAUGAUCCAGAACCAGUGGAUGUGUGGGCUACCGGUAUCAUUCUAUACGUAAUGUACUAUAGUGCCAUUCCAUGGAAGAUUGCAGUCAAAACGGAUCCACGCUACAAGUACUAUCUGGAUCAUAAGAAUGGAUCCUUCUGGCCCAUAGAUCGAUUGAGCCCUGGCCCAAGGAGGUUACUCUAUCGAAUGUUGGAUCCAAAUCCAGAAACACGAAUCAAGAUAUCAGAGAUUGUUGAGGAUGAUUGGUUCAAGACUGUUGAAUGCUGUACCGACGCUGCUGCUGUACCUGGACAACAGGUCAAGCACAAACAUGAAUUACGUGAAUCAUUCUUCUUUCGAGGUCUCUACAGUCCUGGUGAUGAUGCUCAAGUUGAUAUCGUGGAUUUAGAGCACCUUUGGAGAAGAAGGGAAAGCGAAGGCUUCCUCUCUUUACAUUGGACCAGAGGUAUGAAUUUGGUGAUGUUCCAGAUAGCGAGACUUGAGCAUGAUCCAGAACCAGUGGAUGUGUGGGCUACAGGUAUCGUUGCAUGUGUGAUCUAUGUCUGUGCCAUGGACGAUUGCAUUCCAAACGGAUCCGCGCUACAGGUACCAUCUGGAUUUAAGAAUGAAUCUUUAGGCCCAAUGGUCGAUUGA
This is a messenger RNA of Synchytrium microbalum, 2157 nucleotides long. RefSeq lists its product as uncharacterized. Lineage: Eukaryota; Fungi; Chytridiomycota; Chytridiomycetes; Synchytriales; Synchytriaceae. Bases 1 to 2157 code for a protein of 718 amino acids. The record is from RefSeq and is a predicted model, not a curated record. Gene Ontology annotation, biological process: intracellular signal transduction; protein phosphorylation. The transcript has 9 exons. Gene Ontology annotation, molecular function: ATP binding; protein serine/threonine kinase activity.